Messenger RNA from Cottoperca gobio, 2183 nucleotides. It is a transcript of the gene mnmip1, whose product is annotated as SH3 domain containing 21. Bases 167 to 1558 code for a protein of 463 amino acids. Lineage: Eukaryota; Metazoa; Chordata; Actinopteri; Perciformes; Bovichtidae. The record is from RefSeq and is a predicted model, not a curated record. Gene Ontology annotation, molecular function: protein binding. The transcript is spliced from 16 exons.
AUGUUAAUGUUUGACAAGUAGGAAGAAGGGCCUCGGCUGCCAUAUCUCUCAGUCUUAAGACAACACUACCGCACUCUUUCAGUUCUGCUUCCACUCGAGACUUUGUUUGCUGCGGUUGUGAAGGAAUUACAUUUUCAAAUCCGAGGGAGAAAGACAGAAAGAGACCAUGGAGGUGCUGGUGCUGCUCGACUUCGAGGGCAACAUGGGAGACGAGAUCGCGGUGAGAACGGGGGAUGUGGUGAAAAACGUCACCAAGGCCAGCGAGGAGGGAUGGCUGGAGGGGGAGCUGAGAGGAAAGAGAGGCAUCUUCCCUGCUCUCUUUGCCAAGGAGGUGCCAGUGUCUUUGCUAGGCAACAGCCAGAGGGAACCGCGAAGCAUUAGAAAAACGAAGAGGAAGAAACAGACAAGGAAAUGCGAGGUGGCGUUCGCCUACUGCGCCUUGAAUGAAGACGAGCUGCAGCUGGUUAUUGGGGAGACGAUAGAGAUCAUCAAAGAGAUUGAAGAUGGAUGGUGGAUGGGGGUGAAGGACGGCAAAGUGGGAGCGUUUCCGUCAAACUUUGUCAAAGAAAUCUUCGUUAAAGAUGCCAAGCACAAUGAGGGCAAGACAAGACCCAAGCUCACUGACGCAUUGUUCAACAUGGAGAUAUCCCAAAGGGCAAGUGUGAGGAACAAAGCGACAAACGUGUCGGAGAGUUGCCAAGUCAUGUUUGACUACAAGGCCAUAACGGAGGAUGAGCUGGAGCUGAAGAAAGGAGACGUCGUGGCGAUACUGAACAAGGAAACAGAAGAUGAAGGCUGGUGGGAGGGAGAGCUAAACGGACGCUGUGGCUGCUUUCCUGAUAACUUUGUCAUGGUGAUACCACCCAUGGGAAGUCUGCAAUCUGGGACCACGAACCAACCGCCUGCACGCACCAUCAACAAGAAACUCUCAGGGAAGACAGAGGCUUCAGCGAUGGAUACAAGUUGUCUAACAAAGACAAAAGAUGAUAAACCAGAGAUGAAGGACCUGAGAAGCAAUCCUCCAACCAAAGUCAAGCUGCCGUCCCUCAACAAGCCCAGCCCGCCUCCGAUCAAAGACAAACCCAACAAGGUUUUAUCCAAAACCAACGGGGAUGUGGCUCCGGUUUCACAACUGGAAGAGAAAGAGAACGACCAGUUUGACGGAGUGGAUGUGCAGACCGAGAAGCUCUGCCAUCCUACAGCAAACAGAGCCAAACCCCCCCAGAGGAGACCCCCGUCAGGCCUGGUCACAGCAGCACAAGGUACAGAAAACCUUCUGCCAUCGCCUGCAAAGCCGGAUCAUCGACCCAAGACGCCGCCUCCUCCGCUUCGACCGGCUCCACCCAGAGUCGCCGUGGAUGGCAGAACAGUGACUCAGAAAGAAGAGCCGACUGCGGUGGGCCUGCAGGCGGAGAUCAGAGAGCUGAGGAUGUCUCUGGAGCUGCUACAGACACGACACGACCGAGACAUUCAGGAAGUGAAAGAAGAACUGAGGGAGGAGAGAAACAAACGAGUGGCACUGCAGGAGGAAGUACACAGUUUGAGGAUGAAGCAUUAAUCUCAACAGACUGGGAAUGUGAACAUUUUUCUGACAUGAAAUGAGAAUGGAGAAGACAAGCAAGACAAACCAAUGAGGGCUAAAUUAGAAAGUUUAGUUGGACAGAAGAUUAAGUUAAUCCUGCUUUGGACCGGAGAAACUUGAUCCAUGAAAAGACUUUUAAAAUGAUGUAUUGUUAAAGGUUUUUUUUUACAUAUUUUAAUGCUGGAAAUCACAAAUGUUGGUCUUAAGUGGGUUACAAAUGAAUGUUUUACACUGUUCUGUUUCAACUGUCAUCUUUAUUACUGUACUUUUAACAUUUGCAUACUUCAUCAGAAUAUAUAAUAUAUGCAGCUAUACAUAGGAGGAACUAUUGUGAUGUUUUCUUUGUUGCAAAGACCUCAAAUAUAAUUUUAAAAAGUCAUCCAAAGGCUUUGUUACUUGAAUGUUAAUAAUACCUGAAGUACAACUGUGAAAAACAUGAAUGUAAUGCUGCAUUCAUCCACCAGGGGGCACUGUACGACUAUUCCACAUAAAAGAAAAAAGGAUAAAACUUGUUUUGGUGAAAGCUGGAUUUGGUGACCAGGGAAAAGUGACCUUGCAUUAGAAAACUAGAAAAAUGUUAAUAAAUAGUGCUUUUACGAAA